CCGCACGUUUAAGUAAAUAACCAAGCUAGGUAAGACAUGGAAAGCUAUGUCUUUUUACUGGGUUUGUGUGUGAUACAAAGCGUAUUUAACCUACAAGAACCUGUUUUGAAAAGAGACGUAAUUAUCCAGAAAGACAUAAUCUCUAGUUUACCAAAUCAGUUUUCUAAAUUGAUUGGUGGAGGUACUCAAACUGGUGCUAAGUAUGAAGUAUUAGGUUGCAUUUUAGAGUUAGCUAAAGAUGGUUGUAAAUAUACAUUUCUUGCAAAAGAAUCAACAUGCAAAGAUAAACUAUCAGUUUCCAGACUUUUCGAAUACUUUUUUAAAACUGAAAAGCUUAAAACUCUUUCAAAAGAUAUGAUGCCAUUCAACAUCAUGGAUAUAGAGAGAUUUGUUGUUGACUGCGAUGGAGAAGUCGAUUUUGAAGCUACCGCAAAAGAAAGUUUUGAUAUUAUUAAAAGAAUGCUUCGGGUUGAUAAUGGUAAAGUUAAUUUUAAUUUUAAUUACAAAGAAAUAAACAGAUCAAUGUCAAUAAAAAAUUUUGCUAUUGAACUAACUGGUGAAAUAACGAUUGACGACAAAGUUGUACCUAUUGCUUUUACAAAGCCAAAAACAUCAACCGAUGCAAAGUUCUCUCUAAAAGUGAGCAGUAUAAAUAUUGCUAAUUUUGCUUCUGUGUUUUCUAAAAAGCCACUUUAUGAUGAUAAAACACCAGAACAAGCUAAGCUAUUUGCAAACACAAUAAUUAAUGAACCAAGCAUCAAUGGCAUUUUGAGUGUUGAUGAAAGUUUUGAAAUAAUACUUCGCGGAGUUGUUUCUGAAAUAGUGGAGUUAGGUGAGUUUGUGCUUUACCUUGUAGUUCACAAACCAACAGAUAGUGCACCUGCUGUUGCAAUAGUUGCAGAACUCAAUUCUCAACCAACUAAAAUACUUUCAACUUUGACUGGUAAGGAUUUGAGCAAUAUUCCCAUAAUCAGUAAUAUUUUAUUAAAUGUUGUAAUUGAGUUUGCAAGUAAAAACGUAACAGUAUUAAAGGAUGCUAAAAUUAACAGAAUUUUGGCAAAGUAUGCUAUAAAUGGUAAAAGGAUUUUGCAAGGAACCAAAAUAAAACUAGAACUUCCGUCAAAGUCUAUAAUUCAAAAUCUAGAAACAAGUUUAAAACAUUUACCAGAAACAAUAUAUUUUUUGUUGUACAUUUUUGAUAAUCAUAUUGCCUUUCGUUUUCUUCAAGAUGCUCCAAUUGAUUUAGCAAAUAUAAUGUCAACUUUCAUAAAAAAAGUUCCUGAGGUACUCUUUACUAAAAUAUAUAAAGUUUCUCCCAACAUUGAAGUAAUGCAGUUUGAUAUCAACAUUGAGACAAAAGCUAUUGAACUCAAGGCUGUUGCUAAAGAAGAUGUUAUUCUAGGUGAAGACUUGAUAUCACUUGAAAAACCAAAGUUUGAGAUCAAGACUAAAGUUGAUGGGUCAUGGUCUUUUGAAAUGACAGCCACUAAAAAAAUGGCAGAAAAAUCUAUGCUUGUAUCUUUACAAAAGAAAGGACCGCUUUUUGUUUUCAAUGGUAAAAUUGACACAUUUACUAUGAAGCAAGUUGCUGAAAAUUUUGGUGCUCAAGAAACUGCCAAAGAGAUCAUCUCACGUUUUCAGUUUUUAGACUUUGAUGUGAAAGAUGUAGAAGCAACAGCUGUGUUUAAUAGUGGAUUGCUUGAGUUACACAUUCGUGCCAACCCUGUAUUUUUUACUUAUGAUGACACGCAGUUUGAGGGAUAUAUUUUUGAUACUUCCGAAGGACGUAAAAUGGCAUUUACUUUGGUAAUUCAUAAAUUAUCAGUGAAUGAACUUAUUGAACAAAUAUUUGGAAAAAAAAUUAGUCAGGUUCAUUGGAUGAAUGAUUUGACUGCUAGUUUAACCAUUUCAAAUAUGGAAUCUACAAAAGACUUUAAUUUUACAAUAUUUCCCAGCCAACUUCGUAAAGGCAUAUUUUUAAGCACAGUUGUGACAAUACCUGAAGACUGCAAAGGUGAACAACUUUGUGAUAUUGCCAAGGAUAAAAUGAGUGUUGGUACAAAACUGUUUAUGGAUGGUCAAAUAACUACUGAUGGUCUUACAAUGAAAGGAAAAUAUAUGGGCUAUGGCUUACAUUUUGGGAAAAACUUUAUUUUAAAAGAUACUUUUUUGGUAAUAAAGAUUAAUAAAAGUUCUGCUGAGUUUUCAAUUGAUGGAAAGUUAACACUAUCAAAUCCUAAACUAGAUUUUGAAGGAAAAGUUUUUGUUGGUAAAACUGGAAAAGCUGAUCUUUCACUUACUAUGAAUUCACCUUGGAAAAAACCAUUUGGAAUGAAGUAUUUGACUUUUAAUAAUGUUGUGAUGACUAUGGGUGUACAGCCAGGUGUUCCCUUAACAAAGUUAGGUUUAACUGCUGAAUUGCUUCUUGGAAAAAUUGGCUCUGGUGAAGAGAUAAGUACACGUUCAAUCAUAAACUUUAAUCCAAUAAAUGUUUUAGAAACUUUUUUCUAUGGCGAGGUUUCCAGCAUUUCAUUACGUAAAAUUAUUAAAGCUUUUCAGUGGAAACUUGAGUUACCUAAAGUUUUGAAAGACACUCGUUUUCCCGAUGGACUGUUGAUUGGUUUUACACUAAAUCCUAAAGGUGUGAAAAUCUCUCACUUAAAGUCUGAGUUAAAGAUUGGCCUAACAUUAACUGGUGCCAUUGAAAUUUUUUCAAUAAGGUCAAGAUGUGAAGUUAUUAUAACAGAAAAGUUGAUUAAGAUUGUAGUGGAUAUGAUGCCUUUGAUUUUAUCAAAUGGUUUGUUAACCAUGAAAAGAAGUGAAAUUGAUAAAGAGAAUGGGCCACAGUUGUUUGUUAUGAUUUCCCCAGAAAGUAUAGAUGUUCAAAUUCAAUCAUAUGUAGAACUUCUUGGUAUAGGGAAAGAUGUUUUAAUUGAUAUCUCUGACAAUGGACUUAUGUUUAAUCUCCAUGGAUACAUGUUUAACUUAUUUGAAACAAACAUGACAGUUAUGGCCCCUUAUGGGCAUGGAGAUAUCAAAAAUGCAGUUUAUGUAAUAACAUCUUGUUUGUCAUCAAAUUUGAAUGAUAUAACAUUAGAAUCUGCUGAUACUAUAACAAAUGGAGGUGCAGAGACAGCACGAGCACUUAGGGAAAAUCAGGAAAACUUACAUGAAUCAACCUUGUGGUUUAAAAAAUCAAUCAUAAAAGUACACAAUUGGAAAACAAAGUUAAAAAAAAGACUCUCAGCAUUGCAAAUAAAAUCAGACAAUCUCGAUUUGAUAGAUAACUACUUGGCCGCAACGUGUAAUGCCAAAUGUGAUUCUGUUUGUAUUGGUGGUCCAUCUACUCUUCAGAAGUGCAAACAAAUUCUUAAAGUUUGGGUGACAUGUCCAAAGUGGAAUAAGUGCAAACGACUUGUCAAAGAUACUCUAUGUAUUGCUAAGUGUAAUGCAAAAAAGGUUUUGCUUGAAAAAAAUGCUUUAAAAAAACGAAAUAAAAUGGAGAUUUUGUUAGAUUCAAUUACAAGAAUAAAAAAAGCGCUAAGUUAUGCUGAGGAAUUAGUAGAUAAGUCUAAACAUCUGAUGAAAUCAACAAAAAGAGCUAGCAUGGAGAUAGAAAAAGCUGCAUCUGCAGGUAGACAAGCUAUGUAUGCCGUGGCUAAAUUUACUAAAAAACAUCUUAUACUAAUCCAUGACAUUUGUUUCAACACAACUCUAGAACAAGCUGAACAGGGAUGCUUUGACUUGAAUAUUGAUGUCAAAAUUGGAGAUGUGAAGCGUGUUAAAUUGGAAACUCCUGUGUGCAUGGAUGGAAAUUAUGUUAAAAAUAUUGCAAGGUCUAUUGCAGAGCAACUUUUUCCUGGACUCACCUCUAUAAAAGAAAGAAUUGCAAAAGCUCGCCAAUACAUUUAUGAGGUCAGAAAAAUCAAAGAAAACUUAGAAAACUAUGUUAAGGAAACAGAGUUUAAAGAACAUGAAAUAGAACAUGAUGAAAAAGUUGAUUUUUCAAACGAUGAAGAUGAAGAUAAUCAUUUAGAUAAAGAAGUUAUUCAAAGUAAAAAAAAUGAAUCCAAAAUAUCUCAUAUGGUAUCUGAUAAAAAGGUCACUACAAAUAUGGACAAAAGAUUUUCAGCUCUUCAAAGUACACCAAAUGAAAAAUAUAUUUUUCAUCAGCUGUAUAGUUGCUCACCGAGGGUUGUGGUUCGUGAUGAUGUCACACUUGAGGUUUUUGAAAGUGAUUCUGCAUGGGCUUUUUCACAAGAUGAUUCUCCUUUUACACAGAUACUAGAGGAAGAUCAUGAUUCUACUGUUUAUUCUAACAAUCAUUCUUCAAAAGAAGAUGUUCCACCAUUGGAUACUGAUAUGUUGGAAGACCAAGAUGAUCCAAACAAAUGCAGUCAAACUAAAGGCUUGAUUUCAAAUUAUGCAGUUGUAUCAGAUGCUGUCAGUUUGUUGCUCAGCAAGUUGAAAGAAGAGAAAAAGCAAUUUUCAUCUGAGGCAAAGAAAAUUCUUUUUCGAACUAAACUUGCUGAAGAGGAAAUAAUAUCAAACUGUGUUCGGGAAAAUAUUAGCCUUAAGAGGCAAGAAGAUGCUAUGUUUUACAUAUACAAAGUUAAAAAUGGUACCGCAAAAUGGAUAAAAGAUGUUCAACAUCAAAUCGAGAUUCAGGAUAAGGAGAGUUUACGUAUGUGGAGAAGGUCGUUUUCUGACAUCAUUAAAAACAACAAAGGUAUGGAUCUCCAAAGAUUUCUCGACACUUUGAAAAUGGCGACAGAAGCUGCUAAAAAAAGACACUCUAUUCCUACAGCUGCAAACGACAAUGUGGUUCCUAAUCUGAAAUCAGCUUCUAAGAUUGUUGCAGAUUUAUUGGCUGGAGAGGAGGCGUCGUUGAGUUUAAAACGAUCUGCUAUCAAAAAGUUGCAUAAUAGUGUCGCCAUUUUAAAAAAAAGAAUUCCAUGUGCGACCUAAAUUAGCCAAUUAUUUUUUAGCUGGCUAUUCGAGAUUGUUAGGUACACAAUUGUAUCGUGAUGACAAUUGUUUAAUACGAAUCAUCAUUUGUUUGAAAGAAAACUUAUAAGGAAACGAAAAUAUACGUUUCCGUUUGAAAGAAAACUCAAAAGAAAUAACUGUUUCAAAAGAAUGAAAGUUUAAUUUGUUUGAAAUCCUUAAACGUGUGAUAAAA
Molecule: messenger RNA, 5182 nt
Organism: Hydra vulgaris (swiftwater hydra)
Lineage: Eukaryota; Metazoa; Cnidaria; Hydrozoa; Anthoathecata; Hydridae
Source: RefSeq, a predicted model, not a curated record